Pecten maximus is the source of this 2277-nucleotide messenger RNA. RefSeq names its product neurotrypsin-like. The transcript has 9 exons. Gene Ontology annotation, biological process: proteolysis. Lineage: Eukaryota; Metazoa; Mollusca; Bivalvia; Pectinida; Pectinidae. The record is from RefSeq and is a predicted model, not a curated record. Gene Ontology annotation, molecular function: serine-type endopeptidase activity. Bases 370 to 1881 code for a protein of 503 amino acids.
AUAUAAGUAGUGGUCAUCGCAAGGACUUACAACUGACCAGUGGCUGUGUGUGGUCAGCGCUGGCGAACAUCUGGGUAUAGUUCCGGCAUCAGGAACUUUGGAUUCCUCAAAUUGAAUUACCAUAUUUGGAGCAACUUCCGGUGACGCGAUCCACCAGUCACGCAUACCCAGUAGAGGAUAGUUCGAUCCGCACGUCACAAAUAUUAAAAAAACAUCGCCUAUAAAACCGAUUGGGAGUGUGAAAUUCUUCACUCGUCUCGCGAAUUCUCCACUCUCAGCACCACCAGAAAAACAGCAGAUACUGACUUUUCAUAUCUAUAAUAUAUCUACUAUCCAGUUUCACAGCAGCAGUUUUACAAGCUUCUCAACAUGUCAUCGAUUGCAGUGAUAAUCCAGCUUCUCUUCUGGCUGCCCUGUUUAGCAGCUAAUGCCGUGGACUUUCCGGUAGAGCUUUGCCCUUACUUGGCGGGCGAAUGUCGUGAAGAGUGUGCCUACAAGUUUGUUCACAAGUGGGCGAUUCCUCUUUGUGCUGCUGAGGGAUACCAUUGCUGUGUUCCAGAUUAUCUAGUUAAACAAAUGCAACAAGCAAAGAAGAAAACGACUACGGAGUCCAUACCAUCAACAACACCUACUACCACUACUACAACCAGUACCACGACCACUACCACUCCAGCACCCACCACACCCACCACUACCACCAACAGACCGAGCACGACUACCAUUGAAAUGGCGGACGUGGUAAUUACUUCAACCACAAUACCGGAACAAAUACUUCACAAACUACCUCUUGAGGAAGAGCGUCCUGAACAGGAACUACCCUUUGAUGAUGAAGAACUCCCAUUAGGUGAUCAGCCACAAGAACCAAAUUAUGAUCUGCCGAAUACGAUCAACACAGGCUCGGAGUGUGGACAACCAUUUUUCAAUCAACGUGUGAAGAGAAUUAUUGGCGGAAGUGUCUCAAAGCCAGGGGCGUGGCCAUGGCAAGUGGCCUUCCGGUAUAUGAGUGGUGCCUAUCUUUGCGGGGGUGCCCUCAUCAACGACCGUUGGGUGGUUACAGCAGCUCACUGUUUUAAAAGACAAUUGAACACAGCUUCCCACUGGAGAGUGAGUGUUGGUGUCCAUGAUAUCGCAGGAACAGACCACAACCGGAGGGACGUGGCUAUCAAACGAAUCAUUAAGCAUCCAUUUUACCGGAAGGGAUCUGAAGGCACUGCUAACAAUAAAACUCUUCCCUCCCACCACCACUAUCGUCAUGACAUUGCCUUGGUUGAGCUGUCCGAAGCCGUGGAUCUGAACUCCCCAUACACUCGUCCUAUAUGUCUCCCCACUCACGGAGACCCCCGUUUUCCUUCAGCCAACGCUAUCAAUAAACGACGAGAGGAAGAGGCUUUGGAACGAGCGGCGGAAGAAGAACUCAUGAGAGAGGAAGCCACGAGAGAAGGAUUCCCGGAGUUAACCGAAUAUUUGUGGAGAUACCGAAGAGAAGCUCCCCUGGAAAAUGUUGAUGCUGAUAACCACAUUAGCCUUUAUGACGUAGAACGAUUCGGAGAGUGUUAUGUCACAGGAUGGGGAGAAACGAAGGGUAUCGGGGAGGUGACAAAAUUGCAACAGGUACGUGGUCAUGUGAGCAGUGCCGAGGAGUGUAGCAAAUACUGGAAACGAGAGAUUGAUGACGCCAUGCUCUGCUUUGGAGAUGGAACAAAGGGGCCUUGUCUGGGCGACUCCGGCAGUCCAAUGUCUUGUAAAUACAAAGGACACUUCUACUUGGUGGGCGUGGUUUCCUGGGGGUCAGAUGAGUGCAACCGGAAGGGAUAUCCCAGUGUUCUCACACGAAUGACAGCAUACCACGAUUGGAUGCGAGAGGUUAUCUCAGAGGGUUAAAACAUUCUCACAUUUUUUUACUCUGACCGUUAACAUCUUGGGACCAGCCAUUGUACAGGACCAUGGACCAUUCACUUUAGACAAAAGUAAACAGUAUUACUUGCACUGCCUAAUGAUGUUAUAAUCCAAAUUUCAGAAUGUUUGAGGCAAAUCGUAUCAUUACAUUCCAAUGUAUCCCAGGGCCACUGCUUGUAUUCACGUAGGUGUAAAUAUUGCUUUUAGCAAGGUAAAAAUAAUAGUAUGCAUUUGACACAUGGCUCAUAGCGAAGUGAGAAAAAUCCAUGAAAAUACGUUUUACGGGAAAUCUCAAAUAUUUCCUAUCAACAAACCUAAUUCUAAAUUUAGUACGAGAAAUAUAUUUACGACGUUGCUGUAAUAAAGCCAAUGCAAACAUUC